UAUAGGUAACGUGAUCCAUGUUGUUUCCCGUCAAUAUUCAAUUUCCAUGGUAAGGGUUAACAGCAUGUGGUAAAGUUGGUGAUUUUCGGCUCAGGAAAAGAUAUGCAUCACUGAUUACUGAUAUGGCCACGCCUGUUUCCGACAAGAAGCUGCUGCCGUCAAGACCAGCCCUCAUUCACCAUUGUGGAUUAGCAGCAGCCAGUGACUCUUCGCAUUUAGUUGGAAAGCUCCCAGACUUCAGUCAGACUUGGCAGAUUCCGUCAUGUUUGUCACUUACUUCCUACUACUGAGCAGUCUUUGCCAUGUCAUUACAACUCAAGCUCAAGACUGCUCCAAACCUGUAGGAGGAGACAACAUGGGUUUGAAGGGCGAUGACAUUCUUUUACAAACAUUCCCAGAGGGGAAGAAAGUGACUUUUGUCUGCAAUAAUGGCUAUGUGACUGCAGGAGGGUCUCCGUCCAUUACUUGUACUGCUGGCAACUGGACUACUCUGAUGCUGAAAUGCGAGAGGAGGAACUGUGGCUCUGCUGGAGAAGUGGAGAACGGAAAUAUCGAUUACCCUGAAGGGAUACUGUUCGGUGAUAAACUAGUGGUCACUUGCAACCCCGGCUACAAUAUGGUCCCCAACAAUGUUCAAAUCCUUUGUGGAGCCCAAGGGUGGCUGGGCAGGUUGCCUACAUGUGAAGUGGUGACUUGUGAUCUGCCACCUUUGGUAGUGAAUGGUGGUUUCAGUCCACUCAAAGAAUCGUAUGACUAUGGAGAAGUUGUACAGUACAAAUGUCAAAAUGCUUAUACACUUAGUGGAUCGAGUUCAAUAUCAUGUUCAGAACAUGGAACUUUUGGUCCUGCUCCAACAUGUGUCCUGGUUCGAUGUGAGGAUCCUAAAAUAGACAAUGCUCGCCAGGUUGAUGGUUCUCGACCCCCUCAUGGAUACAUGUCUACGGUGACAUACGAGUGCAAAUCUGGGUAUGUUAUGAAAGGAGGGCGCACCCUGACAUGUGGAAUAGAUAGUCAGUGGUCACCUGCACUUCCAACAUGUCAAAGGUAUAACUGUAGCUCUGCUGGAGAAGUGCUCAAUGGAAAUGUCGAUUACCCUGAAGGGACACAGUUCGGUGAUAAACUUGUGGUCACUUGCAACACCGGCUUCAAUAUGGUCCCCAAAGAUAAAGGUCAAAUCCUUUGUGGAGCCCAAGGGUGGAUGGACAGGUUGCCUAAAUGUGAAGCGGUUCAAUGUGAGGAUCCUAAAAUAGACAAUGCUCAUCAGGUUGAUGGUUCUCAACCCCCUCAUGGAUACAAUUCUACGGUGACAUACGAGUGCAUAUCUGGGUAUGUUAUGAAAGGAGGGCACACCCUGACAUGUGGAAUAGAUGGUCGGUGGUCACCUGCACUUCCAACAUGUCAAAGGUAUAACUGUAGCUCUGCUGGAGAAGUGCUCAAUGGAAAUGUCGAUUACCCUGAAGGGACACAGUUCGGUGAUAAACUUGUGGUCACUUGCAACACCGGCUUCAAUAUGGUCCCCAAAGAUAAAGGUCAAAUCCUUUGUGGAGCCCAAGGGUGGAUGGACAGGUUGCCUAAAUGUGAAGUGGUUCAAUGUGAGGAUCCUAAAAUAGACAAUGCUGACCAGGUAGAUGGUUCUCGACCCCCUCAUGGAUACAAUUCUACGGUGACAUACGAGUGCAAAUCUGGGUAUGUUAUGAAAGGAGGGCACACCCUGACAUGUGGAAUAGAUAGUCAGUGGUCACCUGCACUUCCAACAUGUCAAAGGAAUAACUGUGGCUCUGCUGGAGAAGUGGAGAACGGAAAUAUCGAUUACCCUGAAGGAACAGAGUUCGGUGAUAAACUAGUGGUCACUUGCAACCCCGGCUUCCAUAUGGUCCCCAAAAAUAAAGGUCAAAUCAUUUGUGGAGCCCAAGGGUGGCUGGACAGGUUGCCUACAUGUGAAGUGGUGACUUGUGAUCCGCCACCUGUGGUAGUGAAUGGUGUUUUCAGUCCAGUCAAAGAAUCCUAUGACUAUAGAGAAGUUGUACAGUACAAAUGUCAAAAUGCUUAUACACUUAGUGGAUCAAGUUCAAUAUCAUGUUCAGGACAUGGAACAUUUGGUCCUGCUCCAACAUGUGUCCUGGUUCAAUGUGAGGAUCCUAAAAUAGACAAUGCUGACCAGGUUGAUGGUUCUCAACCCCCUCAUGGAUACAAUUCUACGGUGACAUACGAGUGCAAAUCUGGGUAUGUUAUGAAAGGAGGGCGCACCCAGACAUGUGGAAUAGAUGGUCAGUGGUCACCUGCACUUCCAACAUGUCAAAGGUAUAACUGUAGCUCUGCUGGAGAAGUGGACAACGGAAAUAUCGAUUACCCUGAAGGGACACAGUUCGGUGAUAACCUAGUGGUCACUUGCAACACCGGCUUCAAUAUGGUCCCCAACAAUGUUCAACUCUUUUGUGGAGCCCAAGGGUGGAUGGACAGGUUGCCUACAUGUGAAGUGGUGACUUGUGAUCCGCCACCUGUGGUAGCGAAUGGUGUUGUCACUCCAGUCAACGAAUCCUAUAACUAUGGAGAAGUUGUACAGUAUAAAUGUCAAAAUGAUUAUACACUUAAUGGAUCAAGUUCAAUAUCAUGUUCAGAACAUGGAACAUUUGGUCCUGCUCCAACAUGUGUCCUGGUUCAAUGUGAGGAUCCUAAAAUAGACAAUGCUCACCAGGUUGAUGGUUCUCAACCCCCUCAUGGAUACAUGUCUACGGUGACAUACGAGUGCAAAUCUGGGUAUGUUAUGAAAGGAGGGCGCACCCUGACAUGUGGAAUAGAUAGUCAGUGGUCACCUGCACUUCCAACAUGUCAAAGGUAUAACUGUGGCUCUGCUGGAGAAGUGGCGAACGGAAAUAUCGAUUACCCUGAAGGAACAGAGUUCGGUGAUAAACUAGUGGUCACUUGCAACCCCUGCUACAAUAUGGUCCCCAACAAUGUUCAACUCUUUUGUGGAGCCCAAGGGUGGCUGGGCAGGUUGCCUACAUGUGAAGUUGUGACUUGUGAUCCGCCACCUACAGUAGCGAAUGGUGUUGUCACUCCAGUCAAAGAUUCCUAUGACUGUAGUGAAGUUGUACAGUAUAAAUGUCAAAAUGAUUAUACACUUAGUGGAUCAAGUUCAAUAUCAUGUUCAGAACAUGGAACUUUUGGUCCUGCUCCAACAUGUGUCCUGGUUCAAUGUGAGGAUCCUAAAAUAGACAAUGCUGACCAGAUUGAGGGUUCUCGACCUCCUCAUGGAUACAUGUCUACGGUGACAUACGAGUGCAAAUCUGGGUAUGUUAUGAAAGGAGGGCGCACCCUGACAUGUGGAAUAGAUAGUCAGUGGUCACCUGCACUUCCAACAUGUCAAAGGUAUAACUGUGGCUCUGCUGGAGAAGUGGAGAACGGAAAUAUCGAUUACCCUGAAGGAACAGAGUUCGGUAAUAAACUAGUGGUCACUUGCAACACCGGCUACAAUAUGGUCCCCAACAAUGUUCAACUCUUUUGUGGAGCCCAAGGGUGGCUGGGCAGGUUGCCUAUAUGUGAAGUGGUGACUUGUGAUCCGCCACCUUUGGUAGUGAAUGGUGUUUUCAGUCCACUCAAAGAAUCCUAUAACUAUGGAGAAGUUGUACAGUACAAAUGUCAAAAAGAUUAUACACUUAGUGGAUCGAGUUCAAUAUCAUGUUCAGAACAUGGAACAUUUGGUCCUGCUCCAACAUGUGUCCUGGUUCAAUGUGAGGAUCCUAAAAUAGACAAUGCUCACCAGGUUGAUGGUUCUCGACCCCCUCAUGGAUACAUGUCUACGGUGACAUACGAGUGCAUAUCUGGGUAUGUUAUGAAAGGAGGGCGCACCCUGACAUGUGGAAUAGAUGGUCAGUGGUCACCUGCACUUCCAACAUGUCAAAGGAAUAACUGUGGCUCUGCUGGAGAAGUGGACAACGGAAAUGUCGAUUACCCUGAAGGGACACAGUUCGGUGGUAAACUAGUGGUCACUUGCAACACUGGCUACAAUAUGGUCCCCAACAAUGUUCAACUCUUUUGUGGAGCCCAAGGGUGGCUGGGCAGGUUGCCUACAUGUGAAGUGGUGACUUGUGAUCUGCCACCUGUGGUAGUGAAUGGUGUUUUCAGUCCACUCAAAGAAUCGUAUGACUAUGGAGAAGUUGUACAGUAUAAAUGUCAAAAUGAUUAUACACUUAGUGGAUCAAGUUCAAUAUCAUGUUCAGAACAUGGAACAUUUGGUCCUGCUCCAGCAUGUGUCCUGGUUCGAUGUGAGGAUCCUAAAAUAUACAAUGCUCACCAGGUUGAUGGUUCUCAACCCCCUCAUGGAUACAAUUCUACGGUGACAUACGAGUGCAUAUCUGGGUAUGUUAUGGAAGGAGGGCACACCCUGACAUGUGGAAUAGAUGGUCAGUGGUCACCUGCACUUCCAACAUGUCAAAGGAGGAACUGUGGCUCUGCUGGAGAAGUGGACAACGGAAAUGUCGAUUACCCUGAAGGGACACAGUUCGGUGAUAAACUAGUGGUCGCUUGCAACAUUGGCUACAAUAUGGUCCCCAACAAUGUUCAACUCUUUUGUGGAGCCCAAGGGUGGCUGGGCAGGUUGCCUACAUGUGAAGUGGUGACUUGUGAUCUGCCACCUUUGGUAGUGAAUGGUGGUUUCAGUCCACUCAAAGAAUCGUAUAACUAUGGAGAAGUUGUACAGUAUAAAUGUCAAAAUGAUUAUACACUUAGUGGAUCAAGUUCAAUAUCAUGUUCAGAACAUGGAACAUUUGGUCCUGCUCCAACAUGUGUCCUGGUUCGAUGUGAGGAUCCUAAAAUAUACAAUGCUCGCCAGGUUGAUGGUUCUCAACCCCCUCAUGGAUACAAUUCUACGGUGACAUACGAGUGCAUAUCUGGGUAUGUUAUGGAAGGAGGGCGCACCCUGACAUGUGGAAUAGAUAGUCAGUGGUCACCUGCACUUCCAACAUGUCAAAGAAUAUCACCCCCACCUAAACCCACCACCACCAUCACCACAACACAUUCUCCCCCAAAGACACCAGGUAAAAUCCAUGUUAAUGCUUAAGAAGCCAUUAGCAGCCCUACAGUGUUGUCACCUGACAAAAUGGUGCAAUUAUUUUGGGCCUUUUUGGGCUGAUGGACACCAAAGGGCUAAAGUGUUUUACAGUAUCAA
Sander lucioperca (pikeperch) is the source of this 5167-nucleotide messenger RNA. Its product is annotated as sushi, von Willebrand factor type A, EGF and pentraxin domain-containing protein 1-like. Lineage: Eukaryota; Metazoa; Chordata; Actinopteri; Perciformes; Percidae. The transcript has 38 exons. The record is from RefSeq and is a predicted model, not a curated record. Gene Ontology annotation, biological process: negative regulation of complement activation, classical pathway. Bases 263 to 5059 code for a protein of 1598 amino acids.